Messenger RNA from Ruditapes philippinarum (Manila clam), 1285 nucleotides. RefSeq lists its product as uncharacterized. The coding region runs from base 78 to 1070 and encodes 330 amino acids. The transcript is spliced from 8 exons. Lineage: Eukaryota; Metazoa; Mollusca; Bivalvia; Venerida; Veneridae. The record is from RefSeq and is a predicted model, not a curated record.
ACCAAGUAAAGGUAUUUUUAAAAAGAUUAACUGUUACCUUAUGUGUAGAACAGGGAAGAGUGGAAACAAAGAGGAAAAUGAGUUCGAUGUCAAGAAUUUUGUUUUUUGUUCAGGUUUGCGUUUUGUUGUUCGAAGUUCAUGCAAACGAAGUCAAUGUAGAUUGUUAUCCGAACAAUACCGUCAUUGUAUCGAACCCGGCACCUGCGUCCCUCCAUUAUGGACUUGCAUCGGACUCGGACGCGCAAUGUAACCUGACCUUCUCAAGCAACUAUAGUCUUAUUACUUUGACUGGCUGUUCCAAGAAUGAUACUAUAGUGGUACAACUGGCAGAUGUUGAGUUUACCAGUGUUGUAAUUGGUGGUUUGGACAAAGUUCUGGUCAGGAUAAUAUGUCAGGAAAUAGAGCAGGGUCUUGAAAGAAACAUCACACAGAUUCUCGGCUCGAGUUUGGUCAUGGAAGACAUUGCCAGCGUGGAAACGUCGUUUCAAGGCUUCAGCUCUAUUCGGAAUAACUCGGCCACCGAUCCGCCGAUGACAGCAGUAAGGCUAUCUGAACCAGUAUUCUUCACAUAUGAUUUGUAUGAGGGGUACGUAAUGCGGUUUCUGCAAUGUACAGCAUAUCCUGGAAAAGACACCACCGAGUUUAAUAUCAGCCAUAAACUUAUUGAGAAUGACUGCACAGUAGAUGUAAACCAAAUGAACAGUUUCGCCCCAAAUAAAAUCGUAAUCGUCGACAAGCAUACCCGCUACUAUACAGAAUUAUCGAUGUUCAGAUUCUGGGUAUCUUUUUAUCUGACGAUUGCUUGUGACGUCAUGAUCUGCCGUGCAGACAGUAGCGCCCCGUGCGACAUGGCUACUUGUGCCAACACCAGGCGCCGGAGAGAAACAGAAGAUAUCAAUGAUAAAGAUGUUCAACAUGUAACUACAAGGUCCACUUUCCAAGUUCUUGAUACACUGGACUACAUUAUUUUCCCUUUUGGUGUGUCGUCUGCAAGUACAUCCAUUCUGGUAUCAGGGAUCCCUGCCGUGUGGAUGCUGGUAUGUUUGAGUAUGCUAAGGCUAUGUUUCUAACCACGUGACAGUUGACAUGUCGAUGUUCAUCACGUGACGGUUGACAAUCAAAUACACAUUCUGAAUACAUUGUACUUUUGAAUCGCAAACUUUCUUAUACGACAAAAAUUGUACAUGGCAGAUUUCAUGUAUCACAGACGCAUAGUAGUUAAAUUAAAAUGUUGAAAUAAAAUGUGAAAAUAAGAAGUAAUAUAUUUGUUAUUUAUAGCAGACUA